AUGCUAAUAUUGAAGAAAACAUUUAAUUACUUAAUUGUUAAUAAACCAUCGGGGAUAAUAUGUGAUACAAAAAGGAAUAAUAAUAUUAUACAAUUAAUCAUAGAAGAUUUAAAAAAGGAUUUACCCUUCGUAAGUUCUUCACAAUUUAGAAUUGUUCAAAGAUUGGAUAAAUAUGUUACUGGAGGUUUAAUUAUAGCUAGAAAUGGUAAAUUUGCCAAAAAAUUGAAUAUUGAUAAGGAUUUGGUGCUAAAGAAAUAUGUUGGUUUAAUUGGAUAUCAAAAUGAAUUAAAAUCAAAAGUUAAAAUGGUUGACAAUUUCGGAAUCAUUGAAAAUGACGUAGUAGCAUAUAAUGAAAGAUCUAAAUUGAUGCAAAAUUAUAAUGCAAAAACUCAUUUUAAAUUACUACCACAUAUGAAAACUAAAUCAUUAGGUAAAAAUGUCAUACCAAUAAUAAUUCAGAUUGAAACAGGUAGGAAGAAUCAAAUUAGAGAUCAUAUAUAUCAAAAUUUUACAACUACAUUAUUAAAUGAUGAUAAAUUUCCAUUAUUCAAGACAAUUACAUCAAAUGAUAAUUCUAUUAAUUUGAAUUCGGAGAUUUUUAAAAGUAAUCAAAUUGGAUUACAUUGUGGAUAUUUGAAAAUGGGUAAUGAUGAGUAUACAUUCCCGUUGAUAGAUGAUGAUCAAGAAUUAUGGAGUAAUUACAUAACUGAAGAUGGCCAAUUAAUGGAAGAAAUUAAACAUGAAUUGAUAAAGUUUGAAGUUUAG
Insectozyma verbasci is the source of this 765-nucleotide messenger RNA. Lineage: Eukaryota; Fungi; Ascomycota; Pichiomycetes; Serinales; Debaryomycetaceae. The record is from the annotation of a GenBank genome assembly.